UGUGUUUGCGCGUCCAAGAGGAUUUCCUUUUGGCACCUUUAACAUUUUACCAAGAAACAAAAAAGAUUAUUUGACAGCUUUGACACUUUUUUUUAAAAUCUUCUAAUCCUAUUUAUCUAUUUCCAAUCCGUUUCUCCAAAAGAAAAGCUCUCUCCAUGAGAUUCCAGUCCUCCGCGCGGACUAGCACUUGAUCUCGGCGGGAGGACGCGGACGGAGGGAAGAUGGCCAUCCACGCCGAGGGUCUCGUGGCUAUCGUUAUUUUCUAUAUGCUGAUCCUGUUCGUGGGGAUCUGGGCCGCGUGGAAGAAUAAGAACUCUGGAGUUGGCGAUGGCGGAGAGCGGAGCGAGAGCAUCAUGGUCGGGGGAAGGGACAUCGGAUUGUUCGUCGGUGGAUUCACAAUGACCGCCACUUGGGUGGGUGGGGGCUACAUCAAUGGGACAGCGGAGUAUGUCUACCUGCCAGACUAUGGCCUGGCCUGGGCACAGGCACCCUUUGGUUAUGCUCUCAGCCUGGUAGUAGGUGGGCUUUUCUUUGCCAAACCAAUGCGCUCACGCGGCUAUGUCACCAUGCUGGAUCCCUUCCAGCAGCUGUAUGGAAAACGGAUGGGGGGCCUGCUCUUCAUCCCUGCACUGAUGGGAGAAAUCUUCUGGUCUGCAGCCAUUUUAUCUGCCCUGGGUGCCACACUGAGCGUGAUCGUGGACAUCAACAUAAAUAUGUCUGUGGUGAUCUCAGCACUGAUUGCGAUCUUCUACACGCUUGUUGGAGGACUCUACUCUGUAGCAUAUACAGAUGUGGUCCAGCUCUUCUGUAUCUUUUUAGGCUUGUGGAUCAGCGUGCCUUUUGCCCUGUCCAAUCCCGCUGUGUCAGACAUCAGUGUUUCAGCCAAAGAAGCAAUCUACCAGUCACCCUGGCUGGGGAAGAUUGAGCCAGAGGACAGAUGGCUCUGGGCCGACAACUUCUGUUUGCUGAUGUUGGGGGGGAUUCCCUGGCAGGUCUAUUUUCAACGGGUUCUUUCUGCCUCUUCAGCUACCUACGCCCAGGUCCUUUCCUUCCUCGCCGCCUUCGGCUGCUUGGUCAUGGCCGUCCCCUCUGUCCUCAUAGGAGCUAUAGGGGCCUCCACCGACUGGAACCAAACUACUUACGGUUCCCUCCCUCCGAAGGAUAAAGAAGAAUCAGACAUGAUCCUACCCAUAGUGCUGCAGCACCUAUGCCCAUCCUACGUCUCCUUCUUUGGUCUGGGGGCGGUGUCAGCUGCGGUCAUGUCGUCAGCGGACUCAUCUAUUCUCUCAGCCAGCUCCAUGUUUGCCAGGAACAUCUAUCAGCUCGCCUUCCGGCAGUCGGCCUCAGAUCGUGAAAUUGUUUGGGUCAUGCGCUUCACCAUCUUUGUAUUCGGCGCUCUCGCCACUGCUAUGGCAUUGUUGACUGGAUCAGUAUAUGGCUUGUGGUACCUCAGUUCCGACCUGGUCUAUGUCAUCAUCUUUCCCCAACUUCUCAGUGUGUUAUUUGUCAAGGGCACUAAUACCUAUGGCUCUGUGGCUGGCUAUGUCUUUGGUCUGUUGCUACGCAUUGGUGGAGGGGAGCCCUACCUCAAACUCCCUCCCUUCAUCUUCUACCCUGGCUGGGUUAAACAGGAGAAGGUACACCACCUCACUGGUAAUGUUGAGUACUUUGUCCAGCAGAAGUUUCCAUUCAAGACUAUGUCCAUGGCGGCAUCCUUCUUGGCGAAUGUGGCCUUUUCUUACCUGACAAAGUACCUUUUUGAAAGUGGUAUGCUGUCACACAAGUACGACUUCCUGGAUGCUGUAGUGUCCAAGCAUAGCAAGGAGAUCAUGGACAAGGCUACGUUGGUAAGCAACCAUGACAACAUCAUCCUUUCAGAGAUGGCUCCCGUCAAGCAGGCACUGAGUGUGUCACUCGCUGGAACCUUCACCAACACCGAGAUCCUCAGUGAUGAUGGGGCAUCCAGUCCAGAGGAUUUUCACCAUGACUAGACAACAAAUGCACGAGGGAACUAGAACCAAGGAAUAUGAAGAAGAAGGAAUUGUCAAAGAGGCAUCAACAUACUUCAGGAAACUUGCUACUGCCGCACUGAAAGCUGAAUCAGCAGAAAUCUGCUCUGGCUUUCGAGUGACUCAACAAGUUUGUUUUAUGCUGAUGACGUGGUGCCUCCUUCUUUUUUGGACAUUCCUUGCCCAGAAACAGAAGAUAGACUGUCAAUCAGCUGUGUUAAGUAUACCAUACUCAGUGUUGUGUUCUUAUCAUGACUGUCAAUCCAAAACCACAACAAUAAUUUUAAUUUAAGUGCUGCUAUAGUAAUCAGAGGAACUCUGAUAAGGAAGAUACAGAAAGCCUAUAUGAGGGUCUACAAAUGUUUGCAGUGCGACAUGAGAAUUGUGCAAUAUCUAACCUAGGCAUUGUGUCCACAUAGCUGUCCGUGUGUGUUGAUGUACAUGUGAAUGUGUUCUCCUGCUUCAAAAAUGGCAUCAAGUGAAUCCGACAGAAACUUUUUUCUUUUUAGACUGAGUUGUGAGUUUGCGUUGAGUAAAUUUAUUAACAGAGCAAUAAUAUUUUUGGAUCUAUGUUUUACAGAUAGAUACAGAAUUCUAAACAUGCAUUAAUUUUUAGAUGAGUGGAUUAUUUUGCUGAAUUUAUGGUGUGUGUGUUAACCUUGCUCUGAAGCCUCCUGAUGUACUCGCUCGUCAAAUAAAGAACCACGUACCCCAUGAUAAUCCCAAACCUUGCACUUACCAAGCAGAAGAUUGAUACUCAGUUGAUUUUCUGCAAAAUCCCAGAUUACGUUCAGUUGCAACAUUUUAGAUUAUUCACUAGCAAAUCUUUUUAAAUGUAAAUUUUUUAACACCAUCCACAUGUUGCAGCUAUAGUAUUGUAGCCCAGAGAUAGUAGACCAGGGUCCACAUAGUGCUCACUUUUAGGUUGAGGUAUGAUCAAAGUUUAGCCUACUUUUAUUAAUUAACCUCAUGUAGGCAGCACAACGACCUGUAAAUUCAUCAGUGACCUUAAUAAGUUUGGU
Messenger RNA from Paralichthys olivaceus (Japanese flounder), 3031 nucleotides. RefSeq names its product high-affinity choline transporter 1-like. Gene Ontology annotation, biological process: acetylcholine biosynthetic process; choline transport; transmembrane transport. Lineage: Eukaryota; Metazoa; Chordata; Actinopteri; Pleuronectiformes; Paralichthyidae. Gene Ontology annotation, molecular function: choline:sodium symporter activity. Gene Ontology annotation, cellular component: dendrite; synapse; axon. The record is from RefSeq and is a predicted model, not a curated record.